Molecule: messenger RNA, 2147 nt
Organism: Trichoplusia ni (cabbage looper)
Lineage: Eukaryota; Metazoa; Arthropoda; Insecta; Lepidoptera; Noctuidae
Product: lipase 3-like
Exons: 1
Coding region: 524-1801 (425 amino acids)
Biological process (GO): lipid metabolic process
Molecular function (GO): hydrolase activity, acting on ester bonds
Source: RefSeq, a predicted model, not a curated record
UUUCUUACCGGAUUGCUUCACUAUACCCUUGUACUUGAGACCAUGGAAACGGCUAAAAAAAAUACCGCGUAUUCUCCCGUAGCCUAACCUUUCCCUUGUGUGUUAAUCCAAUGGUCAGGUUAUGCUUGUACAUAUAAAAGUAUUUAUACAAAAUACUCAGCAAAUUUUAACAAACAAGAGCCAUAUCACAUUAGGAGAAAAUAUUUUAUUCUACGUAAAAGCAACAAUUAACAAACUACGUGCAAUAUAAAUGUGUUAAUUAAGUAAUUAACAAACGACGCGAUGUCAUUAACAUAUCGGUCAGGUCUAGAUCCCCGAAAAUAGAAAAACAGGUAGCACUACAUAAUUUGUAUAUUUUAACUAAGGACGAUACCAUAGCAUAUAACUUUUCACUUAUUUAAUACGCCUCGGGUUCACCUCCUCUGUGUUUAAUUUACCGUACAAUUUUACAUCUUCUAUUAUUAUUUCACACUAUUGAGUAUUGCCGCGGCAUUCAAAACCAUCGAUUGGCUUUUAUUUCAAAAUGAAAUUACUACAAUACGUUUUUAUUAUUGUUGUCUUUUUAUACUUACUGCUCUCUACCCAAUGUCUGGCUGAAAACGUAAUAGUUAACCAAUUCAAGUUCGAUCCCUUAGGAGCAAUGAAAGAGUUGGCAGAAGUAAUAGACAUUUUGAAUUCCAAACAAUCAACACAUCCGGAUGUUCAUUUAAAUAUUACCCAGUUAGUUGAGAAGUAUGGGUAUCCCGUCCAAGAAUAUAAGGUGACUACAGAAGACGGUUAUGUACUCACAAUGUUUAGAAUCGAGAAAAAAGGUCCGCCAGUGCUCCUGAUGCAUGGAAUCCUGCUGAGUGCGGAUGACUGGGUGAUCGCAGGCCCAGACGAUGGUCUAGCAUACAUUCUAGCAUCGUCAGGCUACGAUGUUUGGAUGGGGAAUGCACGAGGAAACAAGUAUUCUAGACAACAUGAAAGCAUUUCGCCUGAAGACUCCAAAUUCUGGGAAUUCAGUUGGAACGAAAUAGGCGUCAACGAUUUGCCAGCUAUGAUAGACUUUGUGCUCGAAACUACAAGUGAAAAACAAUUAGCGUACAUUGGUCAUUCACAGGGAACAACAAGCUUUUUCGUGAUGUGUUCGGAGAAACCAGAAUAUAAUCAAAAGAUUUCAAUAAUGAUUGCUCUGGCGCCCAUUGCUGCGAUACCUAACGCAAAGAGUCCUUUAGCUAGAAUACUGGCGCCAUACCAUUAUUACGCGAAUGUUUUGGUCAAGUUAUUUAAAAUACAUGAAGUAUUGCCAAUGCCCGUAGAGUACCAAUAUAUGGAAAAUCCAGUGUGUGAAAUAGGUAACGGCAUAAUUUGUAGCACUGUCCUAUUCAUGUUUACUGGAUUCGAUUAUGAACAAAUUAAUCAAACAAAUUUACCAGUGAUAUUUUCUCAUACACCAUCCGGUUCCUCUGCUCAACAAUUCAUUCAUUAUUUACAAAUUAUAAAUUCAGGAGUAUUUAGAAAAUUUGACUACGGCGAUAACAAGAAUCAAGCAAUUUACGGAUCAAGCAAACCUCCUAAAUAUCGUUUGGAACUUGUUAAGGCUCCCGUAGCCUUAUUCUACAGUGAAAACGAUUGGUUCUCCGACGUCGAAGACGUUACAAACCUACAAAAUAAACUACCGAAUGUCAAAGAAAUGUAUCUUGUCCCGUUCAAAAAGUUCAACCACGCUGACUUUUUAUGGGCAAAGGAUGUGAAGCGAUUAGUCUAUGCUAGAAUUACAGACGUGCUGAAAGAUUCGAAAUCAAUGAAAACCAUCUAAUGUGCUAGUAAUUCAUGUGGGUUAUAACAAAAGCUGACGUAAACAUUGCAUUGCCUCAUAAAAUAAAGGAAAUACUAACAUGCCGAUAAGAUUGUGGCCGCAGCAUUCAAAGAUUGGUGUAUAUUGAAUAGCAAAUUGUUAUGUACAAACGUUUGAUUAAGUUGAAUAUAUAGCUGUCCAUAAGGCAACUAUAUAUUCAUUAAGUUACAGAAUAAAAUGAAAAAUAUUAAUAUUGUUGAGUUUAAUAUUUUCAUAGUAAAAAUAGAAGAAGUAUGUGUGUUUAUUACACUUAAGCCCGAUUUUUCAAUCGCCAGAUAACUUUUAUCUGAGGAAUAAAUAUGGCUGU